ACUGUCAACAUAACAUAACCCACAUUAUUUAAUAUUUUGGAAUAUUUGGAUGACCACAGAAUUUUACAAUAAAUUGCGAAAUAAAAAUGCCAUUUGUUAAAAAUACCAAUUAUCGUGUCAUGCAUUUUGAAGACGUAUCUUCGACUGAUUUUUAUACAUACUACAAUUUAGACAACCUGAGAAAAGUUUGUGAAUUGAAUGCUGGACAAAUAACGAAAUGUAGAACCAUUGGAAUACUACAGAGCUUAAACGGGCGCUAUUAUUUAACCGAACUGGACAAACCUAAUCUUAUACCUGAAUUUAGAAUUCAAGUGUCUAUGGUUUACCUCAAAGAACCUGUACAUUCAACCCUAAUACCAUAUCCAGUACAAGUUUUUGGUACACUGCAGUGGAAAAAUCGACCUGUUAUUUUCGCCAAAAUACUGCAGAUGUUAACCAUACCAAUGGCUCUUAAAGCUAGAGACACAUUGAACUCAGUAACUACAAUACACCUAGCAAAACGAAGAAAACACAGUGAUUGUGAAGACUUCACUUGAUUAUGUGCAAAAGAAAACAGUUAAAAAUUUUAAAAUAUGCAUAAUUUGUUUUCACAAUAGGUGGUGGUGGUGGUAGUGUUUGAGGUCAUUAAAAAUAAACUCCGACGAAAUGACAAUUGAGACAUAGACCUCAAGACUACAGUGAGUGGUGGCAUUCAUGGUGUAUCUCUGGGCUCUGGUAAUUACUUAACACCAGGUUCACCAUGAGCUCAUUCACCAGUCUGUCCAAUACAUAAAAAUAGCACAGCUGAACAGAAAUGGUAGAAUACUGGUAUCUGACAACCUAACAAUCUCAAUAGUUUGUAAAUCUAAAGAUAAAUACUGCAGUAGUAUAUAAUAGAAUAAUAAUAUGUUGGAUUGUUAUUUUACACAGCAUUAGUAGCAAUUAUGUAUUUAAAAACAAAACAAAAUUUAAAAGGGGUGCAUGUUUAUUAAACCUUAAAUCAAAUACAACAAUAAAAAUUGUGAUUAAACUCAACAUUCCAACACCAACAUACACAAUUAAUAUGUGAGAAACAAUAAUAAGAGAUGUGCCUGAUUACCUAUUUUAUGAAUGACCUGACCAAUAAUACAUAAUAAAAUUAUUAUAAUAACUCUAAUAUUAUUUUAUUUACAUACUGAAAUACAACACUAAUAAUGCCAAAUCUAUCUGUUAUUAGUUAUAAGAUUCUUGAUGUCAAUUGUUCUUCAUUAAAUUUUCUUAAUUUAAGGCAAGUUCGCAUGUGUUUUAUUCUGAAUAGCUUGAAAGUAUAAAGCAAUGUUCGUAGUGGUGGUAUCUGGGCCUGAGUAUUUUUGUUUGGAAUAAAAUUAUCUUGUGUCCCUGAUAAUUAUUCAUAAACCAUUUGAAAUGUUAAACAAUUUUGAAUUAAUGAACAAAAAAAUGACCUGGAAUGUAUAAAUACAAAUAAAUAUACAAUGUUUCUUUGUACCGAUUUUCUGAACACAAGUGAAUAGUUAGAAAACCUCAAAUGAGCUUAGAGGAAUUGUAUAAGGACAUUUAUCGUUUAUGAAAGUUAAUAAAAUAACAGUUUAGGAUAUAUAAUAUUGAGGGGUGAAAAUAUUAUAACUAAAUAAACAUUCAGUUAUUUGAAUGGGGUAAACUUAAUUGAA
Molecule: messenger RNA, 1646 nt
Organism: Bombyx mandarina (wild silkworm)
Lineage: Eukaryota; Metazoa; Arthropoda; Insecta; Lepidoptera; Bombycidae
Source: RefSeq, a predicted model, not a curated record